CAUACACGCUGACAGAAUGGCCUCGUCAUCAAGCCGCACGGCCCUCACGAGGCUGGCAAGUACAUCUACUAGCACUUCAUCAUCUGCUGCUCGCUAUGCCUCGACCUCGGCAACGAAGGCAGCCCCCCCGGCAUCGUCCCCCCCUCCUCCUGCCUCCCCAUCAUCCCUAGUCCCUCCGCGCAACAUCCUCCACCCCAGCCCAUCAACAUCAAACUCCACUGCCUCCUCUGCUCACUCUCCCCUCACCCAUCUCACGGUAGGCCCCACCCAGCUCAAUCGAUACGAAGAGCACUAUCGUCGUACCCUCGCCCCCUCGCUCCUCUACAUGACGCACGACCCCGAAUGGUCCAAGCUCACUGCCAGCGAAAAGCUCGCCGCAGCCCCAACGUCCGACUCUGUUCGUAGGUGGGACCCCAGCAAUCCGUACGCAAAGAAUCGUCCCGCUCGCCCGCCGAGGGGAGCGAGGACGUUGCAGCCAGGCCCGGUGAAACCCAAUUUCGAGGACCCGACCAAAGACCUCGUCGCUCUGGACAGGGUGGUAUUGACCGCCUUCUGCGAAGAUGCCAUCAGCAGCAAACAUGCCCUCCUUCCUCUCGUGGCGCAAUUCCGUGCCAUUACAGGACUCACGCCCAGGGGAUCAUGGGCAGACCCUGCCUCUGGUUUGGACCACAAGGAUGCGACUACCACGCACCUCAACAAAGCGCAGGGUCACAUCUCGAUCCUCCGUGCCAAAUCAGGCGUGGCUUCAUUCAAGAUUCGCCCCGGUAUGCCCGUCGGUGUACAGGCGGUCCUCCCUCGGCCUGUCGCAAUGGACUUCCUAGACGUCCUCGUCACCUUCGUCCUGCCGAGGAUGAGGACAUUCCAGGGCUUCCUCCUUCCGCCCUCCAGCCAGCCAGAGGGAAGCCCGGCAGCCAUGAGCGGAGUGGUCAGCUUGGGAAUGAGACCAGAGGCAAUGGGCUACUUCCCGCAGACGGAGGUGAAUUGGGAUGCGUAUAGCAACAGGGGGAUUGGGUUCCAGAUCGAUUGCAUCACCAACCAGCGAGGGCCUAGGGCCACGCUUCGGGCAAGGCAGCUUCUGAGUGGGUUGGGAGUACCCUUCGUCAGGAGAGGUGACGUGCGCUAAGAGAAAGCGCGCUGUAUAUCGGCGCCUAGCAAUGGCAUUCAUGAUGACGCAGACGAUAUGCGAGGCUGACGCUCAAGACGCUGAGUGCGAAUUUCGUGGCAUUUCGAGUCGAGAAAGAAGAUCGUAAGUGGUCGUCAUGAUCAUGAGUUCAAAGAC
Molecule: messenger RNA, 1279 nt
Organism: Jaminaea rosea
Lineage: Eukaryota; Fungi; Basidiomycota; Exobasidiomycetes; Microstromatales
Product: ribosomal protein L5
Exons: 1
Coding region: 17-1123 (368 amino acids)
Biological process (GO): translation
Cellular component (GO): cytosolic large ribosomal subunit; ribosome
Molecular function (GO): RNA binding; structural constituent of ribosome
Source: RefSeq, a predicted model, not a curated record